Messenger RNA from Porites lobata, 4332 nucleotides. NCBI's taxonomy places the organism in Eukaryota, Metazoa, Cnidaria, Anthozoa, Scleractinia, Poritidae. The record is from the annotation of a GenBank genome assembly.
UUCCUGUUGCAGCGUUCACCGGUGCGAAGACACGAAUUUGACAGUUCCGACGAAGAGGAGAAUGAUGCUGUUGAAAAUCUCACACCUUUACAAAUAGAUUGGUAAAAGAAAUUUAUUACGGUAUUCAGUCAGUAUCGUAAUUGGUUGUAAUGCUCCAUUCAAGCCUCUUAAAGUCAGUUUGUGUGCAUAUUGUGAUGUUAUCAGCAUGAAUGAAUCUGCCUCUGGUUGGAUUUCUCUACCUUAAUUUUUGUAGUAAGCUUACUGAAAUUUACUUACUUUACUUUAAGUAACGGACACCCUAAUUAAUAUGUAUAUGACACCCUGGUUUAACAAUGACAUGACCGCCAGUGAAUUUGCGAAUGCAACCAACUUUGUAAACAUUCAUAGGGGUGUUCGUUUAUUAAUAACUUGGGAAUUAAGUAGUCUAUGAAUGUUUGGUCUAGAAUCAGGGAUCCAGCAAACUUUGAAAAACCAGAUGUGCAUGUACAGUUAGCUGCAUUAAUUUUCACCCUGCUCUAGACAAGGAACAUACCAUCAAGCCAGGUCAAGCGUACCCCUAGCCUCCCAUUCUCUUAUAUUUCCCGAUAAAUGACAGAUAAACUUACAUAAUACCCGCAAAUUUUCAUACCCCUACAUGUACCUGUGGUGGUGGAAACCAUGCAACCUCCCCCCCAGUGGUGUCUGACCCUCUCCAAAACUCAACAACUCUUGCAAAUCUAGUCCUUUACCAUCUACAGUGGUACAAGGAUAGGACAAAGUCCAAAACAAGCUGAUAUUUGUGUGUUAGCCAGAAGGAGUGAAACCUAUGUUCAAAGGGAUGCUUAUUGAGGGGUGGACGGGAGGUCUAUUUGAACAAUUUAUCUGGCUAAUGCACAUCUUUACACCUGAAGAAGUUAACAGUAGGGAAGAAGUUUUUCAUUAUGGCAUCAAUUUACUACGUGUACCAGAACACUCCUUACCAGGACUCCAGUCCAAAAUGAAUUCUGGUAUUUUUAAUAAAAUGACCAGGCUGACAUGCAAGUAUUAGCCUGGUGAUUUCUUUGAUUUUAGGGUAGACCUUUCAUUCACUGGUUCUUGUGCAGAAGUUAUUUGCAUCAGUGAAUUGCCAGGUAAUUUUUUCUUAUUUUUGAGAAGAAUUUUUAAUGAUUUGGGUGGAUUUUAAUUGGGAUGCAGAUUGACAACAGGGGAGACUUGAGAAUAGUAUAGUGCAUUGUAAGAUCUCAUUUUCUGAAACUAAGCAGUUCCUCUUCCUUCUGAGGCCACAGCUACUGAUGUACAUGUCAUGAGUGUCACAUUUAAUGUUGCUAAAGUUAAACUACAGCUGUAUUCGUGUAUGUACCAGGGCAUGGCUUUCUUCAAUUCUCAAAUUAUGUGUGAGACAAACGGUUUUCAAAUUUAGACGUGGGGCAGAUGACCACCCUCUUCUAAACUCUUGAAAUUAGUUUAAAGCUCAGUCAACUGCCAUCAUUUGUAUAUUACCGAAAUAAGGCACCUCUGAGCCUUUUACGUCUUGAAGUGUUAAUGCUGAUUGAUUAUCUGUUUAUUGUCAAUUUAGGCUGUAAAUAUAAGGAUACAAACAGGAAUUUAACUGUGGAUAUAGGUUUGUAAAUUUGAGGCUACACUGCUUAUAGUACAUGUACAUUAUCGUUUUAGUUAGAGGUUGAUCUGCCAUGUAGAGAACCAGUCAAACUAAAUGACUGAAGAUUGACCAAAAAGGCACCCUUGGUAACCAUUAUCACUGAAUUGUAUUUUUUUUGGUCCCCUUUAGCACAACUUAAAGCAAUCAACAUCACAGAUGUGUUUGUGUUCUGUUCCUCUGCUGAGAUGAUCAGGUAAGUCAUUAAUGACCUUACAAAAUUAGUGUGUUUGUCCCCUUACUGUAGUUUUCAUACUAGUGAACAGAAGUUCCAAAGCAAAAGCUUAGUAAGAUUCACCAGGCAAUCACUCUUUAGGCCAAAUGCAUGUAUGCCAAGAUCUUAAACUCUAAAUCUGUGAUUGAAAUCCUUGGUGUUAUUUUACUCUUUAAAUUUUGCAUAGUAUUGUUUGAAAUAUCUCUUUGAAAAAAUUCUACAAAUUAAAACACAAUUUUAAGCUUUUCUUUGGCCACUUUGUAAUUGGGGUACGUGGGGUCGUCCAUUUACAGCCACUUGGGCGGAGUCACACUGUACCUCCCAUUGGAGCUGGGAGCACUGCAUGACCCCUGCCCAAGCAGCUCUGAAGGAGACUAACUUAAUUUGAGAUAAAUGAAUUAACCUUUUACAAUAAAACUAUUUCUGUUUUCAGGUGUAGAGUUCCUCAUCUGAUUGAUGAGUACCACUGGGCUGGCUUUGGAGUUCACCACUUCCCUGCUGAGGGUGGCAGUGUUUUAGCAAUAAGCGACUGUGAGGUUUUGAUAGAGCAGUUAAGGAAAUGUAUCACUUUUGGACACAAAACACUUUUACAGUAAGUUGACCUAAGGCCUGGGGGCAGGGGGUACUUGGGUUAAUUAUUUUUGCUGGGUAUGUGCUGCUGGCCUCUCAGAACCCCUACCCCAUUAAAUUAGUCUAUUCUGUGGCCAGAAGACCCCAUCUUAUCCAUUUUUGAGGAUCCCAUCUUAUAAUUAGUCACUUUCUGUUUGUGUAUCUACCUUAUAAAGCCUUUUAACUUAAGCAUUCUAAAAUGAAGUGACAGAUUUUUUAAAUUGAAUCAAGAACAGUACUUUUCACCUGCAGUAUAAACAUUCUGGUACAUUUGCUAGCUGCAAAUGUGAAGAACUUUUCUUACCCAAAAAUCCAAAAAAUGUGUGACCCCAUUAUAGUCAACCCAGUUGUGAAAAUGCGACCCUAUCCAAGGGCACAUCUGCAUUAGCCUCUUAUAAGGAAGUACUGUCUGUUGCACCUUAGAGCAUAACUUGAUGGUCCACUGAAUGGUACUGUGUUCAGGGUCCUUUGUAAUUGUUUUGAAAAUAUUUAGCAAUUAUUCCUAGAGCCUGAGUGGGCUCUGAGUCAAUAGCCCGUGAGGCUGAAGGCCAAAUUAUUGUUCUAGUGAAAUCCAACUAGUUGGUUUAAAAUAUCAAGACAAUACAACUUUAGCUAGUUAACGCUAGACUUAAAGCCAUUGUUUUGGUUUUCAAAGCCAGUUCUUUUUACUAUUAGUGGGCUAUGACAUAUAGCCUAGUAGUAGCUCAGCCAAUCAGAUUCAGCAUUAAUUGAUAAUAGACCAUUAGUUGGAUUUUACUUACUACGUAGCCCUGUGAUGAAAUUUACAAUCAUGGGGACAAUGUUCACCAGUUUGACGGCCUCCUGGUAGGGCAGUCCUGGGCAUAUUAGUACACACUGAGCGCUUUUCAAGGUACUUUAUUUGGCAGGGCAUUAAAAAAGGCAGGUGCUGUGUGCGUAAGAACAAAUUUAGCAAUUAUACAAGCAGGGUAGAAAGUGGACAUAUCCUGUUGAGGAACUCUUGAUCUCUUUAACUGCACUAAAAAAUACAGACACUUGAAUGCUUUCUUGAUUGCUAAUCUGCCAUUUUCUAAUAUUUUUAUAUAUUUUUCAUUCUUAGCUGUGUUUCUGGUUUAGGAGUUUCUUGUUUAGGUAAGUGACAACAGCUGUUAAUGUGUUCAUUGAGGCUGCCUAUGUUUGAGAGAGUGCCUAUAAAAUAUUGGCAUUCAAUGGCCACCCACCCAUUAGUCCAGAUUCGAAUUUGUCAUGGCUGCUGAAUAACGCCUGCAAAGACUUAUUUAUAUAAGGUUAGCCUUGACCUAAAGUAAUUCACAAAUACUGGCAAGAUGGUGUCUAAAUUUGAGUUUAAAUUGUAGACGCAGUUGUAGAAGCUAAGGUCUUCUUCUGACUAGAAUUUGUGAAAUAUUUUCCUUAGGUUUGAAGGCUUACCCUAACCAACGAGACUUCAGUGCUUCUUUUCAGUGGCCCUGAUGAAUUAGAAACUGGGGUAUAAAAUUUUUAAUUUGAUUUUCAUUUACCCAUCUUGAAAAUGUACUUGCCAACAAAGAAAUAAUUGCAAAUUACACUCUGAAAAUGUAUGUUGUGGUUCAAGUAUUUUUAAAUCAAUUUAAAUUUUUCAAACUAAUUUGAAACUUUUAAACACACCACUCAUUCUCAUUUAUUUGUGCUUCUGCCUGUAAAAUACUCUGUGUAAAAUAAACUUUUGCUUUUAAGGUGUCACACGUCACACAUUCAUAUAAUGGCCUCACAAUCUGUUUUUUUUUUUUGGUUUCUGUUCUGUUCAGCUGCAGCUGUCUUGUUACUGAGUCUGGAUGAAUUCAUGUCCCCUGAUCAUGUCAUCUCCAAGAUGCGACAAGUAAGAGGUCAGCGAGCCUUUCAAACAGUAAAGGUAUGA